Molecule: messenger RNA, 2731 nt
Organism: Sebastes umbrosus (honeycomb rockfish)
Lineage: Eukaryota; Metazoa; Chordata; Actinopteri; Perciformes; Sebastidae
Gene: prr5a
Product: proline rich 5a (renal)
Exons: 11
Coding region: 276-1652 (458 amino acids)
Biological process (GO): TORC2 signaling
Cellular component (GO): TORC2 complex
Source: RefSeq, a predicted model, not a curated record
UUCGCUUUGCAUCUCGUCAAAACAAAGCGGGGGCGCGCAGAGAGACAGAGACACAAAGAGACAGACAGACAGAGAGGAGCGGAGCAUGCUUCAUGAAUGAGUCCUCCACCAGCCCGGUAGCCGGUACCUCUGUUCUCCGCUGUGCCCGCGAGGCAGCGCAGCUCGGCGGGGAUCAGUAGAGGAACCAGCCACUGAUGAGACCCGGACAGGAAACACUACAUGAACAUCUGAUCCCUUCAGGAAGAACCGGACCGGAUCACACACGGUGAGACACGAUGCUUGAUGGACUCCGGCGGAGGCAUGCCUCCCGGCCCUCCUCCCGACCCCUGUCACUCAACUUCAGCACCUUCUCCGCUCCUCCCCCGAGCCCGGACAUGGACAGCAGCAGUGAGCAUCCAAUCAGGAGGACUCUGCACCGGCUGAAGCUGAUGAGCUCCCCGAGCCUCAGCGAGCUGGGAAAGAGUGAGAAAAGUUCACCAGAAGACAGAGGAGAGAAGCAGAAGAGGGCAGGAGCCAACGCCACCUGGAACAGCAUCCACAACGCCGUCAUAGCGGUCUUCCAGAAGAAGGGUUUGGCAGAUAACGAACUCUACGCCCUCAACGAAGGUGUCCGGCAUCUGUUGAAGACCGAGCUGGGCUUCUUCUUCACAGAAUACCUUCAGAACCAGUUGCUGACCAAAGGCAUGGUCAUCCUCCGGGACAAAAUCCGGUUCUACGAAGGUCAGAAGUUACUCGACUCUCUGGCAGAGACCUGGGACUUCUUCUUCUGUGAUGUUCUCUCGAUGCUGCAGGCCAUCUUCCAUCCGGUUCAGGGUAAGGAGCCGUCUGUCAAACAGCUCGCUCUGCUUCACUUCAGGAACACCAUCGUCCUGAGCGUAAAGCUGGAGGACGCCCUGUCUCGACCUCGGGCCCGUGUGCCCCCCUCGGUUACACAGAUGCUGCUCAUUCUACAGGGGGUCCAUGAGUCGCGCGGUGUGAAUGAGGACUACCUGAGGCUCGAGUCCCUGAUUCAGAAGGUGGUCUCGCCCUACCUGGGCACGCAUGGGCUUUACUCUGGAGACGGUGCUGAGACCCAUUGCUGUGUUCUGGAGAAGCGUUCACCGUGGGGCUGGUCCAAGUCUGCGGAUCAACCCUCUAAGAACCCGGUGGUACGAUCGAAGAGCUACAACAUCCCUCUGCUGCUGACCCCCGUGGCUGAGUAUGACCCAGAUGCCGGCUCUGUUGGCAGCGGAGGAAUUCGGCGCCACUCGGCCUGUGAGAUUAUCACAUGCCUGGAGGACCAAGGACUGGCCUACACUGGCCUGGCCUCGGGACCUGAACUGUCUGGCCCCUCCUCCAACCGGCUGUGUGUGGGCUCUGCGUUCAACGGUAUUGUACAAGCGGGAGCGAGUGCCAUGGCGUUGCCUCUUUCGUCUCCAUCAAUCCUUCACUCCUCAGGAGCUCUGCAUGGCACCGAGGCCACGACAACAAUGACUGAUCUCAGCAAGGGCGCCUCCUCCACGCCGCCCAGCGAAUCAUCCAGCCCCGAAACCAUCAUCGGACAAGUGCUGGAGUCUGCAGACUCCGACUCCGACGGGAUAUUCAUUGAUUUUCCACCUCACUCCUCAGAGGCUAUGGGGUACCGCCACGAGGGCAGGCAGAGCACCGUGUAGCUGUGGUCGCCUUUAGGAUCACACACACACACACACACACACACACACACAGUGUGUACGGUAAUAAUCUGUGAGACAGAUUAAAGAAACAUUUCAUUAAAUUGGUACCACCUUCCUUUCUUACUCGUCCAUUCCAAGUGCUUCACUGGUGAGUGAAAACCUCGCAACUCUAAAAUAUCAACUUUAUAAGAGCUAAGAAAAACAUCUUUAUACAACAAAAUACAAAGAAAAUCACAGUGGAAUAAUUAUUAUUAUUAUUAUUAUUAUUAUUAAAGGACUGAAUGUUUUUCAGCUUGAGGGCACCGUAGUUGUGACUUUAUCUUUAGCUUUGUAUCCAGAGCUUUCAAAUGUUUCCAUAAACCCAAAAUAAAUCACGUAAUGUUCUUUAGGAAUAAGUCCGGUGAUAUUCUAUAUUUUUCUUAUUGACAACAAAUCUCAUGAAAAGACUAAAAUCAACAAGGAAUCGGUCCCAGAAAGUUCUGCCUCUGAAGCCAAACAUGAAACGACUAAAAACACGUCAAUGAGCGACUCAGUUACAGUUAGACACAUGUUCCUCUGUCUGGAUGUGUAUUAAUCUGCUGCUGAAAGGAGACCCCAACAGAUGCACUAUUUAUUCCUGUUUAUGUUUAAAACUACAGUGUCCUGAUCUUUAAAGGAAUUAUUUAGCUUUGUUGAAUUUGAAUCUGUUUAUUUGUGACCCAUGUUUUAAAGAUUCAUUAGUCUUUAGUAGAAAUGAAUGAGCUUGGUGCUGAGUGUCUCAGACAGACUGAGGAAGUCAGAAAGAAUCCAGUGAUGGAAUAAAACACAUUGAGAUUUGUUGACAAUAUCAAAAAUAUACAAUAUAGUCUUUAUGUAAUGAUAAUGUACAGCGAGCCGGUCAUUGUUCUGAAAUAAACCCUGACAUGACGAUGCAGCCGUUUAUUUCACAACAAUGACCCGCUAGCUGUACAUUAUCCCGCUUAUUACACAGCUGCUCACUGAACAAAUCAAUAAUGUGACACAAAAACGCUCCUCCAGAGUCCGACAUCAGAGCUGCGCACAUAGCGACGGUCUGUUAUACAUAGCAACGGUCUGUUAUA